ACAACUAGCUAACAGUACAACAGUAACACGACUCCAUCACUUUUCUACCGCCGUUUUUCACCGUUUAACGGAUCUCAGACGGAGCUCUACAGCCCCUGGAACCCUAACUUGGAGACUGGGCUCGGAAAAGACUUUCAAGCUGCAUUCCUCACCCAUUGAGCCAUUAUUGCUUCUGGAUGUUGAGGAGGCAGUGGAGCUCUGGGUUUUGUGUUGCUGCCCCCCGCUGCACGCGCGCCCUGGCUGGGACGGCUCCUCGGCCCUGGACCCUGAGCCCCAGCAGCGGCUGGGCGGGACAGGGCGCAGGCAGAGCGCCAUGGUAACGCACAGCAGGUUUGACGGCGCCAUGAGCAGCAGCCCCUACCAAGGCGGAGUGCGCCUGUCCCCCCACCGCUUCAAGACCUUCAGCUCCGGGGCACAGUACGAGAUGGUGCUGGCGGCCGUGCACAAACUGAAGGAGAGUGGCUUCUACUGGAACGCCGUGAGUGGCAAGGAGGCCAGCUCCCUGCUGAGCGAGCAGCCCCCAGGCACCUUCCUGGUACGAGACAGCUCGGACCACCACCACUUCUUCACCCUGAGUGUGAAGACGGCCACGGGCACCAAGAACUUGCGCAUCCAGUGCGAUGCCUGCUCCUUCUUCCUGCAGACAGACCCCCGGAGCUCGCAGGCUGUGCCACGGUUUGAUUGUGUCUUGAAACUCAUACAUCAUUACAUGCCCUGUGCUCGAGGAACAGACGCAACCACAUCUGCAGUCCAGGCUGAAGGGGAAAGCGUUGAUUGCAGCAGUGGAGUGGAUGGGAGUGCAUACUACAUCUACUCUGGAGAGGAGAAGAUUCCUUUGCAGCUGCUCCGGCCCUUGGCCUCCGGCAUGUCCAGCCUGCAGCACCUCUGCCGCAGGACACUUAACGGACACAUAGAUGUAUCUGCUAAGCGCGAUCAGCUGCCUCAGACGCUUCAAGAGUUCCUCCAGGACUAUGAUGCACCCAUCUAAAUAGCCAGCGCGUGCUGCUGCAGACCAUAUGUGCAGAACUGUGAGGGCAAUGAUGGAAUAGACCAGCAAAAGCCCAUGAAAAGAUCAUGGAGAGCAUUUGAGCAGUGCUAAAAGCCCUAGAGUUUAAUAAUAAGGGUGUAAGUACAUUGCUCCAAAAAGCUCUUGGCAUCUAUCAGUAUUGCAGGCCGGCCGUGGCCUACUGUGCCUUUGACCUCUGUAGUGUAAACUGUGGGCAUUGGGUUGCUGUGUGUGAUGGACACACGGACAGCACAAGUGUGUAUGAACUGUUGAACUGACAGCAGAGGAGUCAUGGACAUGAGUGAAAACAGAUUGUACGGUCGUCGUCUUAUAGCCCCCAGCGUUUUUUGUUCUCAGAUUGGUUUUGGAAACUCAUACCCUGUUGAAGAUCAAUGUGACAGGAUGGGUAGUACAAGAGUUAAGUGUGCUGCUAUGGCUGAGUUCCAGCCUUCUGCCAUAGGAAAAGCUCCCGCACACCUUUUCAUCCCUCGUUAACAUUUUGACUCUGCUAGAAGCAGACCUCUGGCUGUCUGUGUUUGAGGGAAUGCACAGAGCCGGGUGUUUGCAAUGACAUAUACGUUUCCACUGGGGUUUGCCAAGCAUAAUCGCCUCAUGAGUAGGCACGGUGAAGUGAACACAACUACUACUCACUACAGACACCGCUGUGUCAACAGUGGCCACUACGUGGGGUCACAACACAAGACUGAUGUUUCAAAAUGCAUCAAUAUCGAAGGAUCAAAGCAGACAGGAGAGGCCUGUUACAACAGGCGAUUUCAGCCUCUUACCUUACACUUCUCUCUGAAGGAAAACUCGGUGGACUGUUGUAACUUUGUUUUCGACAGGAACCAAGGUAAACAUUUUUUAGUUUUGCUGGAAAAUGGCAGACAAUUCUAGAACAACACGCUGCUGUUGAAAUUAUAAUACAACACAAACUUCCAAGAGCUGACAGUUCACAUACUGUGAAGCAGAGCCAAGCACAGUAUGCAAGACGCUUACUUACAGGUCCUGGAGUUUGACAUGGAGGAUUGUGUUCCUCUAAAAGCAGAGGCGUUCGUUCUGUACUGUAUGUGCUAAGAAGUAAUCAGACUUGCCUCAUAACCCUCAUCCAAUAACAAUGACGUAGUGUUUCUUUCAGCAGGACAUGCUCUCUACAAUUAAAUGAAUGUAUUGUGAGUCAAUGUAAGGGCUUAUGGUUCCCCUUGUAGUUCUUGCUUUUUUUGUACUUUGUCCAACAGCGACAAUGUUUACAUGUGUCACCACAAGAGGACAACAUGUUUUGUACUCUGUCUUUUAUAAAGAUGCGGGAUCUUAAGGUCUAGUCUAAUGACCUACAGUGCAAGCUUGAAUAUCUGAAAACAAAGGCAUUACAAUAAAAAAUGCAGCAAGGAACUUUGCACAUAUUUAUAUUUAUAAAGUAUUUCAAUAAUUUAUAUUAAAGAGUACUAUUUUUACAAAAUCGA
Molecule: messenger RNA, 2466 nt
Organism: Astyanax mexicanus (Mexican tetra)
Lineage: Eukaryota; Metazoa; Chordata; Actinopteri; Characiformes; Acestrorhamphidae
Gene: socs3b
Product: suppressor of cytokine signaling 3b
Exons: 2
Coding region: 314-988 (224 amino acids)
Biological process (GO): phosphatidylinositol phosphate biosynthetic process; intracellular signal transduction
Cellular component (GO): phosphatidylinositol 3-kinase complex
Molecular function (GO): 1-phosphatidylinositol-3-kinase regulator activity
Source: RefSeq, a predicted model, not a curated record